Messenger RNA from Prunus armeniaca (apricot), 225 nucleotides. NCBI's taxonomy places the organism in Eukaryota, Viridiplantae, Streptophyta, Magnoliopsida, Rosales, Rosaceae. The record is from the annotation of a GenBank genome assembly.
AUGAAUGAAGGUGUGUGGGUAAGGAACUACCCGUCAAUGACAGUUAGCAUACCCACCAUGCUGUUUCAGCAGAAAUGGCAACAGUUGAAGCAGUGCUCGAGUGCUCGAGUGCUCGAGUGUGUCCCAUUUUGUGAACCAAACAGUUCCGAGCGUAAAGAUAUGGUGUGUGGACGCCCUUCUGAUAUCAUACCACGUGUCACAAAGAUAUGCUCAAGCUUCACCUAG